ACAGACUUUGGGUUCAACAGACUGACCCUCCACCUGGAUCUUUGCUGAUGGUGCACAGAAUAUAACUGAAAAUGAACUGUGAGUUACUGGCCACGUGCAGCGCACUGGGGUAUUUGGAGGAAGGAGUCUACCACAAAGAGUUUGACUGUUUAGAGAGUGUGAAAGAUUUGAUCCGGUAUCUGCGUCAUGAGGACGACACUCGGGACGUACGGCAGCAGCUCGGGGCAAGUCAGAUCAUCCAGAAUGACCUCCUCCCGAUCAUUGUCCAGCACGGGCAGGACAAGACUCUAUUUGAUGCAUGUAUCAGGCUCAUGGUGAACCUCACACAGCCCGCCAUGCUUUGCUUUGGGAAAGUGCCUGAUGACCCUGUGUUCAGACACCACUUUUUAGAAGUUACAUCUCAUUUACAAGCUUAUAAAGAGGCCUUUGCCAGUGAAAAGGUGUUUGGUGUUUUGAGCGAGACUUUGUAUAAUCUUUUACAACUGGACUGGGAGCACAGGCAGGAGGAGGACAACCUGCUCAUCGAGAGGAUUCUGAUGCUGGUCCGAAAUGUUCUCCAUGUUCCAGCUGAUCCCAAUGAGGAGAAGAAGGUGGACGAUGACGCGAGUAUCCAUGACCGUGUGCUGUGGGCUCUUCACAUGAGUGGCUUCGACGACCUCGUUAAGUUUCUGUCGUCAGCUCAAAGCGAGCAGCAGUGGAGUAUGCACGUGCUGGAGAUAAUCUCUCUCAUGUUCAGGGACCAGACCCCUGAAGCCCUGGUGAGCGCGGGUCAGGCUCGAUCGGCUGAAGAGAAGCAGAGAGACGCUCAGGAGCUGGAGGCGCUGAGGCAGAGGGAGCAGGCCGCCAAACGCUCCAGGACGCUACAGAGAGGGACCAGGCAUUCGCGGUUCGGAGGGUCUUUCGUCAUUCAAGGCCUGAAGUCCGUCGGAGAGAAAGAUGUGAUUUACCACCAGAAAAUAAACAACUUUAAAAAUUACACCCAUGACUCCGGCAAAGCAGUGCGACGUGUCCCAAAGCGCCACCGUCAGGCUCAGGAGUGUAAUGACAAGCGUCGCUCUGCUCUGAACGUUCGACUGUUUCUGAGGGAGUUCUGUUUGGACUUUUUAGAAAACUGCUACAACCACCUCAUGUACCUCGUCAAGGAGAGCCUGAUCCGUGAGCAGACCCAGCAGCACGAUGAGACAUAUUACCUUUGGGCUCUGAGCUUCUUCAUGGCGUUUAACCGAGGAAACGGCUUCAGAGCGGAGUUUGUGUCCGAGACGAUGUCGAUCCGAGCAUUUCACUUCAUCGAACGAAACAUCACCAACUACUACGAGAUGAUGCUGACCGACCGCAAAGAGGCUGUGUCCUGGUCACGCAGGAUGCACUUGGCACUUAAAGCUUAUCAAGAACUUCUUCUCACUGUGAAUGAAAUGGACCAAUCAAAAGACGAGACCAUUCGCCAGAGCUCCAAUGUCAUCAAAAGUAACAUCUUCUACAUGAUGGAGUACAGGGAGAUAUUUGUGACUUUGUUGAGGAAGUUUGAUGAGACCAAACAGCCGAGGUCAUAUGUGAAAGAUCUGGUGGAAACUACACACCUGUUUUUACGAAUGUUGGAGAGAUUUUGUAAAGGACGUAAAAGCCUGAUGGUGCAGAAAAAGCGAGUGAAGCGUAGAAAGUCCAAAGGAGGAAAGAAAACAGUGACGGAGCAGACUCCUGAGGCUCUGUCUGAGACCUGGAAGAUUGUGGAGGAGGAGCUCAGAGCCAUGGAGUUUAAGCUGUCGUUGUCUCUGACUGAAAGCGUGGUGCCGUUCGAUGCCACCUCAGAGACCCCCCUGGAGGAGCAGAGGACCGAGGUCAUGAUCCGAGUCCAGGACGCUCUACUGAACCGGCUCGGACCUGAGGCUCUGGGGCUGCUCAGGGCCGCCAGGGAGGUGUGGCCUGAGGGAGAUGUGUUCGGUUCCCCUGAUGUGGAGCCUGAAGAGGAGCUGGAGCUUCUCAAACAGAUUCUCCAUGCAAACCUUCCGAGAUCGUCUGCCCCUGAACCGGUUCCAGACGAAGAAGAUGAUGGAGCAGAGUUUGAGGAGGAAGAGCUGGAGACGAUACAAGUGUCAGAGCAGGAGUUCAACUUCCUGGAUUUUAUCAAGAGGUUUGCUCAGCCCACUAUAGUGCGUCCAUAUCUUCAUUUACUGAAAACCUACUCUAAAAACACUUCCCACACAAACCACUGCAUCGCCCGAAUGCUGCACCGCGUCGCCGUGGACCUCAAAAUGGACGCCCUGCUCUUCCAGCUGUCGGUGUUUCACAUCUUCAACAAACUCCUGAGUGACCCUGCAGCAGCUGCAUUCUCGGAGCUGGUGACUUUUGCCAAAUUCGUUGUGAGAGGUUUCUUUAAACUGGUCGCUCAGAACGACAAAGCCUAUGUGGAGCUGCUGUUCUGGAAGAAUGUGGGCGCAGUGCGAGAGAUGACCGAGGGCUACACCAAAGACGGUGGCGGUAAGAAAGUGGCCUGGACUGAAGAGGAAGAAGAGGAGCUGCGCAAACUGUACGAGGAGCAUUGCGAUUCAGAGGUGCCAGAUAUCAUAGAGCACAUCCUGCCUCUUCUUAGUAACAGUAAUCGCAACCGAAGGCAAGUCGUGGUGCAGCUCGUUCAUAUGGGUUUGGUGAGCGGAGCUAAAGAACUCAAGAAACCAAAGAAGGGCACAGGGAUUGUUCUGUGGACGGAGGAGCAGGAGGAGGAGCUGCAGAUGCUGUUUGAGGAGUUUAAGGACUCUGAUGACAUUCUGGGUGACAUUCUGAAGAAGAUCACGGCGAAGCGUUCUCGAGCUCGUAUAGUGGACAAACUGCUGAGUCUGGGGCUGGUGUCGGACCGCCGAGAGCUGCACAAGAAGAGGAGGGGAACGGGAGGAGGAAGAGAGGGAGGAGGGGGACGGGCCAGAGGCAAAAGUGCAGGAAAAAGCUCUGGCAGAGGAAUGACAGAAGAGGAGUUCUUGUCCCAGCUCACUGGAGAGUUCCCUGAUAGUGAUGAAGAGGAUUUGGACAGAGAAGAAGAGGAGGAGUCCGAGGAGAGUGAGGAAGAGGAGGGAGGGGACAUGGAGGGGACUCAAAAUGGCGGGUUAAUGAACAGCAGAAAUAUAGCUACAUCAUCAAAACGCGCUGACGUGAGCGCUCUGGCCUGGGCUCUCAGACAAGAAGGCAUGUCAGGACCGAUACAGUGGCUUCAGAACUGUCUCAAUAAAACUGCCAACUAUCGCGAAGAGGAUGGCAUGUCCCAGCCCGUGCCUCUGGUCCCUCUCACCGAAGAGAAUGAAGAUGCCAUGGAUAACCGGAGCUUCCAGAAACUGUUGAAGAAGCUGGGGCUCAGGGCUCCAGCAGAUGAACAGGAGUCCUUUUGGAGAAUCCCCGCUAAGAUCACACCCUUCCAGCUUCGUGUGGCAGCAGCCUCCCUCAGUCCAUCAGAAGCCCCUCCCACUGGACCAGAGGAGGGUCCGAGCGGGUCCACAGAGUCCAGAGACCAAGAACCAGACCAAGAACCAGACCAGGAUCCAGACCAGGACCAGGGCACUUCCAGUGAGCAGAGAACCCAGGCCCUCCGAGCUCUGCUUCUGGAGAGGAAGCGGAAGCACCACAACACUGACGACGCAGCUCCUGUGUCGAACCCAAAUCCUCUGGAAGAACAGAACGGUUCACCUGAAAAACCUUCAGUAAAGACUUCAACCAAAAGAAGAAGAGUUUUAGACGAGGACAAAGAAAAUGAGAAUGACAGCUCCACUCCCAUGACUGUGGAAACCAACGUGGACGUGGACUCAGAUGCAGAGGACCUGUCUGCUCCAGUUAAACGCAGGAGGAAGAUGGUGAUUGAUGACGAUGAUGAUGAAUAGAGCCUCUUUUAAAAACAUUUGUGGGUCACGUCCUGGAAACAGCUGCAGGCGACACUGGGCAAAUAUCUACCAACUGAACAAUGGUUGCUAAGGUGAAGGUAGAGUGCAGACAAGCGGACAAUGUUGUUUCCUUCACAACCUUACAAUAAAACUACCACCUGUGUGUAUAGCGGCUAAUAGUGUAUAAUAGGCUAAUAAUCCAUUUAGCUAACCCUGACCAAAUCUUACUCAAAUCUACAAAUGCCUGCACUUGACCUCUAACUUUAGCUGCGUUGAAGGAUGGGUUAAACACAGUGUUUACCCGGUGCAAUGUGCAGGAGUCUCAUUAGUGGAGAUGCACAGAUUGUGUUGUGAUAGCGCUUUGAAAGGGGAGUGACUUAGCCUGGAGAGCAAACGGAGGGGGAAUCAGAGUGUAAAAAAACAUGUUAAUACAUGUUUUUGGUGGAUAUAGCAUUUUCAAAACAAUAAAAGGUAACCAGGUGACCUAAAUAUACACUGUGUUAUCAGUUAAUACCUCAUAGAAGUGUAAUACUCCCUCUUUAAUUUACAUUUUUAAAUACAAAAUUAGAUUAAAAACAUUACCGCCACCUUAAAACUUGUACUGUCCCCCUUUACGGUAACUUGCCUUAUUCAAAUGCCUCUGUUCAAACAAAAUUCACAUGUACUGUACUGUACUGUACUGUGUGGUCCCAAAUAUAUAUAUAUUCA
Molecule: messenger RNA, 4568 nt
Organism: Periophthalmus magnuspinnatus
Lineage: Eukaryota; Metazoa; Chordata; Actinopteri; Gobiiformes; Gobiidae
Gene: timeless
Product: timeless circadian clock
Exons: 30
Coding region: 72-3860 (1262 amino acids)
Biological process (GO): replication fork arrest; DNA replication checkpoint signaling; DNA repair
Cellular component (GO): replication fork protection complex
Molecular function (GO): DNA binding
Source: RefSeq, a predicted model, not a curated record